Messenger RNA from Galendromus occidentalis (western predatory mite), 1341 nucleotides. RefSeq lists its product as uncharacterized. The coding region runs from base 477 to 848 and encodes 123 amino acids. Lineage: Eukaryota; Metazoa; Arthropoda; Arachnida; Mesostigmata; Phytoseiidae. The transcript has 4 exons. The record is from RefSeq and is a predicted model, not a curated record.
GACGAUAGCUCCCUCCGUCGGUCUACGAUCGUCCCAGAGCUUACUUGAGGACAAAAUGUCGACAUUCUUGGGGAUCGUCGGUUGCGGUUUUCGCGCGCUCCAUUCCAGUCGAGAAGCGGGUGUUUUUCGGAGUUCCUUCGGCCUCUUGGCAUCUUAGGUUUGUAGCUUCAAUGUUCUCGAUACGCGAUAGAUAUUCCCUGGUCUGUAAACAUUCUGCUCUCGCGUUCUGCAAGAGACGACUGCCGAUUCUUACUCCUGUCAUAGGCGAAAUCUAUCAGGGACGUCUAUGGUCAGGUGCACGUUGCAUGAUCGUCACCGUAGGCCCUGAUGAGGUCAGUCGAGAGUUGGGUGUCGUAGCCGACGGCACGCGCGACGCUCAGUCCAAUCGAGUAUUCGCCCAAUAAAUUGGGCCACAGAGACAAUUCAAUCUGCGAGAAUACGUUCGCGUCUCUCGCCUGGGAUCCCAUAGAGUAACGAUGCUCCCGCUCGAUGAGAACUCAAGGCUGCCGGCUAGGAAUCUCCAAAGCCUGUGGUCUUCAGUAUCGCGCUUGGUGUUUUUCGUCGAGAACAUCGACGCGGAGUUCGCCGUGAUGAGGGACGGAGAUGUUUCCCUCCCUCCCCCUGGAGGUUGGACCGAAAGAUUAUACUACGCGACGACAUAUGAUCCGGAAGAACCGAUCGGAGGGAGUGGCGAACCCUCCGAUCGAAAUUCGAAGGAACGUUGUGUCAAGUAUGCGGCUUUCGGGGGGAUGUGCGGGCUCGGUCUAGUGGCCGUGGCGCUCAUCGCGAUGAAUCUCCUGUGGAAGAUUCCUGACGUCGACAUUGGCAAGAACCACACCACACGCUAGGUCGGAAGAAGUUCCCAACAUCACCAUAUACGCUUCCUGAAGACCCGAAUGGAUGCGAGUGUGAAUAGAUGUUUUACGAAGUCAUCACAUAACUGGAGACAAUCCUAGCAAUCCUUUCUCACCCAUGUUGAUUCCACGAUGAAAACCGUUUUCGAUGGACUAAUUCGUAGGCCUUUUCUCUCUAGAUAAGCUCCAACCAUGUCCAGCAUAUUUCGCAUCUAAUUCCUGAGGCUGCGAAGAGCCGGAAAUACGCUGAGCUGAAACUGAAUACCAUUUCAGUCCGCUUGCAUUCGAAACAAUGGGAGGGCCCGGUUCCUUGACCGUGGCUCUGAUCACCCAGGUCGGUGAGGCUCUGGAGAAGGCGCCGGCGACGAGCGACUGGGGCGAUUCUUCGCCCAGAGAUUGUCGCUCGAUGUCCAACGCGGAUGCGCUGCGUCGGUGCUCGGCACCAUGAGCAGCUGGCGCCGGCCGGCCUGGUGGGAGGACUUAGACU